This is a messenger RNA of Neltuma alba, 1773 nucleotides long. RefSeq names its product ATP phosphoribosyltransferase 2, chloroplastic. Bases 178 to 1374 code for a protein of 398 amino acids. Lineage: Eukaryota; Viridiplantae; Streptophyta; Magnoliopsida; Fabales; Fabaceae. Gene Ontology annotation, biological process: L-histidine biosynthetic process. The transcript is spliced from 11 exons. Gene Ontology annotation, molecular function: magnesium ion binding; ATP phosphoribosyltransferase activity. Gene Ontology annotation, cellular component: cytoplasm. The record is from RefSeq and is a predicted model, not a curated record.
CUUGGUUCGCUAGUCGGGAAUCGUAACCUUGUAGGAUUUCAUAAAAUAGCAGAUAGUCCAAAACACAAAAAAGAUAUCACCUUCCUCCAAAGGAAUCUUCCGCAUCUCCCACUGGCGGCGCCGUUUCUGUUUUCUCACAUCUCACUGCGUCACCCGUGAUCCCCAUCUCCGACGUCAAUGACUCAAUCUCCUUCUGCAAUGGCCGUCACUAUGUGGGGGAUGUCGACCCAGCCUCGUUUUCCAGCAAUGUCUUUCCACAUUUCCUUCAGAUCUCCCAUUUCGCGCUGUUACGCUUCGCUCUCUGAAUCUCAGUCUCAGGUUGCCGUCACCAACGGGAGCCUCGCUGGCACAGAUUCCGAGAGGCAUGUGAUUCGUCUUGGGUUACCCAGUAAAGGUCGCAUGUCUUCUGAUACUCUUGAACUUCUCAAGGAUUGUCAACUGUCUGUUAAACAAGUCAAUCCCAGACAAUAUGUAGCUGAAAUUCCUCAGCUCUCCAACUUGGAAGUUUGGUUUCAGAGGCCAAAAGACAUAGUAAAAAAAUUGUUAUCUGGAGAUCUUGACCUAGGUAUUGUGGGUCUUGAUACAGUCAGCGAAUAUGGGCAGGGGGAUGAAGAUCUCAUGCUAGUUCAUGACGCUCUGGAGUAUGGAGAUUGCCGUUUAUCCCUUGCAAUUCCCCAAUAUGGGAUUUUUGAAAAUAUAAAUUCACUGAAGGAGCUUGCACAAAUGCCUCGGUGGACAGAAGAGAGGCCUCUGCGAGUUGCUACAGGAUUCACCUAUCUGGGCCCUAAAUUUAUGCAAGAGAAUGGGAUUAAGCAUGUGUUUUUUUCAACUGCUGAUGGAGCACUGGAAGCAGCUCCUGCGAUGGGGAUAGCUGAUGCUAUACUGGACCUUGUGAGUAGUGGGACCACACUGAGAGAAAACAACUUGAAGGAAAUUGAAGGCGGAACUGUGUUGGAAAGUCAGGCGGCUCUUGUUGCAAGCAGGAAAUCCUUGAUGCAAAGAAAAGGAGUUCUGGAGACAACUCAUGAAAUACUUGAAAGAUUGGAAGCGCAUCUGAGGGCAACUGGGCAGUUUACGGUUGUUGCAAACAUGAGAGGAAGUAGUGCAGAGGAGGUGGCUGAGAGAAUAUUGAGUCAGCCAUCCUUAUCGGGGUUGCAGGGACCUACUGUAAGUCCUGUUUUCUGCAAACGCAAUGGGAAGGUAUCAGCAGACUACUAUGCCAUAGUCAUAUGUGUGCCAAAAAAGCAACUAUACAAGUCUGUAUUGCAACUGAGAGCGAUCGGCGGCAGUGGAGUUCUCGUGUCGCCAUUGACCUAUAUUUUCGAAGAGGAAACUCCGAGAUGGCGUCAGCUUCUCUCGAAAAUCGGGAUGUAGCUACUUAGAAGGUGAAAUGGUGGAGCCUUUUGUUCUUGUUUUUACUGCUAGCCACCGCAAAGGAAAAGAACUUCCACCUGUGUUGUGAAAGCCUCAUGAUGAAGAUGAUGACCAGAGCCCAGCUAUAGCUUUGCAAAUCCACCGAGGGACAUUUAAUGUGGCAGGGCUUUCUGUAUAUGAUCCCCUCUCCGUAUUCUGCUUGAGGAUGAUGAACUUCUUAAUUCUUGGCCUUUAAGAGUUGUUUCCUAAGUUUCUAGAGAUGUUUUAAAUUAGUUCAUUGUAAAUUUAUUUUUGAUAAAGUAAUUUUGGUUUUUGUUGGGAAUGUUACCAAUCAUUUGAGAGUAUAAAACUCUUAAGAUCAUUUUCAUCAAUAAAAUUAGAACUUUCAAUCUUAUUUAA